Adineta ricciae is the source of this 606-nucleotide messenger RNA. The record is from the annotation of a GenBank genome assembly. NCBI's taxonomy places the organism in Eukaryota, Metazoa, Rotifera, Eurotatoria, Adinetida, Adinetidae.
AUGAUAAAAGUGUACGGAGUUAUAGGUGAUAUUCCUGCUUUGAAUAUGAUUCUAAAUCAUAAGUCACAUGUUGGAUAUCCUUGCUGUUGGUUCUGUCAACUUGAAGGUGUACACAUAAAUGGUAAAAGACAAUACUAUUAUGACGAAAAUGUUCCUUUGAGAACUGAGCGUAGCUUUGCAAAUGAUUCGAGGAAGGCGCAAAAUUGUCCAGGCGACAUCAAUGGACGUCAUGGAAUAUCGAUUCUCGAAAGUGUUGCAGAUAUUCCUUUACCAACAUCUAUAAUAGUAGAUUAUCUUCACGUAACUCUCCUGGGUCACGCUACAACAAUAUGUUUUCAUCUUUAUAAAAACCAUAUGAGUCGUACACAACAUGAUCAACUCGAUGGAAAAAUGCGUUGUCAACGAUUUUCACAUACAUUUAAUCGAAAAAUAAAAAUGAUUGAUCAGCCAUACAUAAAAGCAACUGAAAUACGAAAUCUUCUUUUUUAUUGUAUUUUACCAAUGAUUCGUGAAUCACUUCAUUUUGACACUGUGGCACACUUUGGACUUUUCAUAGCCGGUAUUCGAGUGAGUAUUAUAAUUCUUGAUUUUUAUGAAUUUUUUUAA